Lynx canadensis (Canada lynx) is the source of this 5952-nucleotide messenger RNA. RefSeq names its product lin-7 homolog A, crumbs cell polarity complex component (gene LIN7A). The coding region runs from base 1 to 702 and encodes 233 amino acids. Gene Ontology annotation, biological process: neurotransmitter secretion; maintenance of epithelial cell apical/basal polarity; protein localization to basolateral plasma membrane. The transcript is spliced from 6 exons. The record is from RefSeq and is a predicted model, not a curated record. Gene Ontology annotation, cellular component: synapse; MPP7-DLG1-LIN7 complex; cell-cell junction. Gene Ontology annotation, molecular function: L27 domain binding. Lineage: Eukaryota; Metazoa; Chordata; Mammalia; Carnivora; Felidae.
AUGCUGAAGCCGAGCGUCACUUCGGCUCCCACGGCAGACAUGGCGACAUUGACAGUGGUCCAGCCGCUCACUCUGGACAGAGAUGUCGCCAGAGCAAUUGAAUUACUGGAAAAACUACAGGAAUCUGGAGAAGUACCAGUGCACAAGCUACAAUCCCUCAAAAAAGUGCUUCAGAGUGAGUUUUGUACUGCUAUUCGAGAGGUGUAUCAAUAUAUGCAUGAAACGAUAACUGUUAAUGGCUGUCCUGAAUUCCGUGCCAGGGCCACAGCAAAGGCAACAGUUGCAGCUUUUGCAGCUAGUGAAGGCCAUUCCCACCCUCGGGUAGUCGAACUGCCAAAGACUGAUGAAGGCCUUGGUUUUAACGUGAUGGGAGGAAAGGAGCAAAAUUCCCCCAUUUAUAUCUCCCGCAUCAUUCCUGGAGGGGUGGCCGAAAGACACGGAGGCCUCAAAAGGGGAGACCAGCUGCUAUCAGUGAACGGAGUGAGCGUGGAAGGGGAACACCAUGAGAAAGCAGUAGAACUACUCAAGGCUGCUAAAGACAGCGUCAAGCUGGUGGUCCGAUAUACCCCCAAAGUCCUGGAAGAAAUGGAGGCUCGCUUUGAAAAGCUCCGGACCGCCCGGCGUCGGCAGCAGCAACAGUUGCUAAUCCAGCAGCAGCAACAGCAGCAGCAGCAACAAACACAGCAAAAUCAUAUGUCAUAGGUCCUUAAAGAGAGGCUACUUGAUCAAACAUCUGAUAGUCACAAAUUUGAAACCGUGCUUCACAAUCCCAGCACAUAAUGAAAGGAAAAGACAACAUUGAUAAUUAUACCUGUCAAGAAGCUGUGACCACGUGAUAUAGAAGUUCUUCACCCAGGCAACUCGACACCUUCUUUCUCUGGGGCUGAAUCCCCACUGCUCACGCGCUCUUUACACACACAGACCUUCCAUGCACUGCAGUGGGAAUUCUCAGUGUGUAAAGGGAGCAGUUUUCCGGUCCGCAGACUGAAAUAGUACAACAAGAAUAAAGUCCGUGACUUUCCGAUAAAUCACCGGGCCAAGAUUAAAUGAAUCUUUGUUCUACAGCUUUUCCAGAGAUUAACAAAUCCCUCAUUAGGCUAUAGUUUAAACUGCAUCAGUUCAAGGUUGUCAUCACUUAAAAGAAACCUACUCAUUGCCCUAUACCCUGACCUCUUCCACAUCCAUAUUGCUGAGUUGUCUGAAUUAGAAUUCCAGUUAAUUGCAAAUUCCACCUUUAUUCCCCUUAUGCUAUAUUUAUACUCUGUUCAGGUUCUAGAAGCAAUUGGCUUUUUAUUUUCUGUUUCCAUGAAUUUUAUUAUGCAUUAAUGGAGAGGGACAAUUUUAGCUCAACUUUUGGUUUGCUAGAGACACGGAUAGAGAACUCUAGUACUGUAUAUUUUUUUAAUUUAACUAUCACUUGUAUCUAUGAUUAUUAAUUCUAACAAUAUAACAUGUAUUUAUUCCACAAAAUAUAUAUUAUCAGAGUGUAUCUGUUACAAACUGAGGUCUUUUCUUACCAAAUGUUAUGAAUCUGGUAAGAGAAUACUAGCAAAGGACCUAGCUUCAUGAACUGAUCCUCCUGUGAUAUUUCCAUAUAACCCUGCUCUCAAUAUUUGUUUGUUAAGUUUUAUAUUUUUUGAUUGAUAAACUCUGGGUAAGUCAGAAAUCUUUCUGUCUACACUGAUAUGUUGUCAUAGAAAUUUAUUUAAUAUGUUAAAGCCUAAGGCUUUACAAAACUCAAUUAUAUAUGUUCAUACAUAUACAAAUAUAUGUGUCACACAAGGUUUAAAUCAGUUUCCCCAAAGACAAAGUGGAUGUUUUUGGCAAUCUAAGAUCAAAAGUAGUAUUCCUUUCAAAAUUAGGCAUAUGUAAAUGAGGAUAUUAAUUUUGUGAAUGAAAAAUGCUGCUCCUUCUAGAGGGAAAAAAUACGUAAUUCAUGACACACAUUCAUAUAGGAAAAUAGACAAUGUGAUAUCAUCUCUCAGAAAGUAUCAUUUGCUGGAAAAUGAGCCACCUCUACAGAUCUUCACUUUUGACUUAUGGUAAAUCUAAGCACAUAAGUCUGAUUUUACUCAUUGGAAUGAAUAGAAAGCAAUAAUUAUUUGCGCAGUUAAAUACCUUAGGCACAAAAAUGUACCUGAAAAAAGAAUACACAUUCAGUUGAAACAUUCUAGAAAGAUGAUUAAAACUGAGGCCAAUAUUUGAAUGUUUCUUUUUCUCAAAUGCAGAAACUGAUUCCCCAACAUAAAUAAAUUUUACAUUUCAGAUAGUCCCCCAAAUUAGAAAUUUAUGAAGCUCACUUCAGGAGCUAUUUCUUGAAAACAAAACAAAACCAAUCAGAACUACCCAGUACAUUUUAUUUUGCCCUUUCAAAGGGUGUUAUUAUCAAUACCAAGUUCUGCCUACUCUUCACAGUGCAUCACCCAACAGACAGCAAAGAGCAAGGAAGCUAGGAGGUACACCAAUUCCAACAACCAUCCUGAAAACAUAUCAUUUUUUACUAGAGAGAAAUGAGGGGGGAGGGGAGGGCAAGGGGGAUGACCCUGAAUGUUAUGUAAAAUAGGUUUACAAAAGAGAUAAGCAUGACUAAAGGGAGUGAAUGGAGACUAAGUGAGUAUUACUCAGUUUGAAAGAAGUAGUUCUCAUUUUUAUAAGAAAAAUUUAAUAAAACAUAUAUUUUAGUUAUCAUUUAACAAAGAAAUGUUAAAGCUAUUCAGGCAAUGCACAGAUUCUCAUAAAGGGAAAUAUUUGCACCCUUGUAAUGAGAAAAUGGUCAUUUCAACACAUUUCAAUGCCUUGUAUAAAUUUGAAGUUCAAGAUACGUUUUCAUUUAGCCAUAAGUGUAUGGUUGAUAUUAAAUUAUCAUAUAUUUUCACAUCAAUAUAAAUCUUAUCAUGGUGUUACAGAAGCAGCUAUCAAGUGAGCAGAUACUUUAUGUUUGUGUUUUCUAGAUGUCUUUGUAUGUUAUGCUUCAUUUGCAUAAUGGUUAAAUGCUAAUAAAUGUAUGCCAAGUCCUUUGUCAAAGUGAAGGGGAAAUCCAUCACAACGAAGGUAUCUAAAGACAGAGUACAUGUCAUGGUGGUCCUACAUACAAAUGAUACAAUGGCUGGUCUUUUUUUUUUUUUUUUUUUUUUUCAGUAAAAUCUGGGUAUUGAAAUAUAAACCUUCCCUUAAAGUUGUAAUCAAAAGUAGCUGACCUAAGACUUAGAGAGGUCCUUUUGAGGUUUUCUAAGUUUCACUGAAGCCGGAGGGAAAGGGAAAAAAUUGUACUAAUGUUGUUUACUAUUAAUGAUCUUGGUAGAGCUAUUGGCAUGUCCAAAGUCAUAUUAAAGACAUAACAGGUGCCUCUUACAUAAAGCUCAAUCCUGAAUAUCAUAAAUAAAUUAGAUAUUCAAAGUUAGGGGGAAAAUCUGGUAUGACUGUAUCUUCUUGAUCCUCGUGAAUUUUAGUUCUUUCCCCCGGUCAGAUUGGUGGCCAGAUUUUUCUAAACUCUUUUCUGCAGUGAUUUUGAAGGCCAGUACUCGGAGCAUACUUCAGUAAAAAAAAAAAAAGAAAGAAAGAAAGAAAAAAAAACAAACUUGAACCUUUUCAUUUGGAGCAUUUACAUUUUGAUUCUGUUCCCAUUUGAAAUAGAACAUCCGCAUGGAGAUAAUGAGCUUAAGUUACAAUUGACUUUGGAAAGAAUAACAGACUUUUGUGCUCCCUCAAUCAUGUAAUCAAUAGGGAAUUCUCUUGUUAUGUGAACUACCACUAUCUUUUAAGACAAUGCUAAGAUCUAAAUGCAAAAUCUAGCUUUCAGGGGCUUUUUAAGAAUUCAAGGCUGUCUCCGAAGAACUUGGCUAGAGAUGGAUUACAUCAAUUUACAAAUGCAGUUCUCAACCCGUGACAAAUCAAACUGAUGUGAUCUCACUUCAUUUUACUCAGCUGUGCCUAUAGGACUCCAAGACGUUGGGAUAUUUUGUCUACGUUAUCUUAAGCCUCUAUAGAUAUCUGUUAAUGUGUGAAUAAUGUCUGAGUUUCUCAUCUUUUAGCUGGUUUGUGUUUAUUAUACAGCCUGUUAACAAAGACCAGCUUUAGAUAGCAUUGUGAAGUAGAAAUCAAUGUUCUGAAGAUUCAGGGAAGCCAGUGUUAGGCAGUAUCUCCCCAAAAAUGGGGCAGUCCUACCCAUCUCGUCCCUCUCUGGAUCAUAAACUCCAGGAGUGAAAGGUCUGUGACUGCAUUGUGAACUGCCGUAUCCCUGGCAUCUGGUAUGAUGCUUGGCACACAACAGGCGCUCAGUUGGUGUUUGUUGAAUGAAUGAACAAUUGGAUAGGUUGAUAGACAAAUAAGUGAAUGUUGCUUUCAGAUAAUCUGAAAAAUUUCACCAACUUACAGUAAUUGGCACUGUAAUUUCUGAAUUUCAUAGUCAGAACCAGAUUUACUCUUUUCAUAAAUAAAUGCUUUUCAGAUAUAUGAAUUUGGAAUCAAUUACUUCAAAAGCUUCAAGGAUUUGAGGGCAUUUAGAUAAGAGAUAGUGUCUGGGGAGUAAGAUAUUUUAACAAUGAAUAAAACUCAGCCUUUCUAGUUUUUUUCUGAAAGCUCCCUGAGUUAUUUUGCAAGGGCGAUUAAAACAUAAAACCCCAGUUAUGAAUUUUAUAAAAUAUUAUGUUUUAAUUUUUAAAAAGGAAGAGAAGUCAUGUCAUCAAGCACAUUUUUAAUAUCUCUUUCAAUGUUUUAUCUUUUUACUAGUAACAUUUCUCUAAGGAGUUCCUAGUAAUUGGGGACACAUCUCUAAAUCUUCUGCUUUCAAAAGAUCACUUCUUUCCUAUUUGAUUUCUAGGAUGUACCUGAGCUAAUGCUUAAUCGCAUAGCAAUUAAGACUUUUCCACGUGUUUAUUCCUUUAACAAAUAUUUAUUGUGCACCUUGUACAUUGCUAGGUCCUAGAAAUGUAAUGGCAAACAAGACAGACCUAGUGCCCUCCUGGAACUUACUAUGAGGAACUCCUCAACACUUUGGUAGAGUUUAUUCUCCAUCGGGUCCCUCUGCACAGCCGACAGAAGAAAUAAAAUCCCUAACUCCGUGGAAAUCAUGAAAGAACCCCCUGCAGACACUUACGUGAACUUGCUUUUCAGACACAUCACUCAAAAAUACUGCUCAGUUUAUCCAUACACCAUAGUUCUACCCCAGCAAGGUAGGUAAGUCAUAAUUUAUUCAUAAUGAACACUUACUGAACUCUCACUAGGUUCUACUGUUCUUGGUACUUUCCAUAGACUACAUCAUUGAAUCCCUUCAACAACUCCAGUAGGUUUCGUUUCAUAGACAAGAAAACUGAAGCACAGAUAUGUGACUUGUCCAAGGUCACACAGCUAGCAGAUGAAAUGGGGAUUUGAACCCAUGUGGUGUAACACAAGAGUUCAUGUGUCGAACCAUUAUCUGUGGUUUGGGGGACACCAUUACAUUAAAAAUAGGAGUCAUUAAUAUAAAUGGGUCACUGUAUAUAAAAGUACUUUGAAGUUGUAAAGUAGUAUGCAAAAACAUAGUAGUGAAGUUAUUAUGCUCAACAGACCACAUCAGUGGCAGAAGCAGACUAAGAACUCAGUCUUAUGUUACAGCUUACUCUUGUGAAGAACACUUCAAGCCAGGGACACGGAUAAAGUACAGAUCCAGGAAAUUUCUGACAUGUGGGAAAUAUGUCAAUGACUUUUCAGAAUUAUUUGUUAGCCACUGUGUCUAUCUGGUGCUACAAGAAACAAAAUCCCUUGCUGUAAGGGCUUAAAAUAAGUACACAGUGUGGAGCUGAACCAAGGAUAUUUCACAUUUAUGGGAAAAGAUCGGGCAAUAGUACUAUUUUCUCACCAUUGCAUGUGAUCGCGUCUUUCCAAUUGUUUUCUUCAUUUUUCUGAAAGAGCUGCAAAAUUGUGCAGUGGUUCAACCUGACCAAAGUGGUAUUAUGCUGCUGGGAAGUAAAAGUA